GACGAUUUUGAUCUCAGUUGGUUAGUCAUAGUCAAUAGUUAUACAAUAUCGCAAUAAGAACUUUUAUGAUACAAUGGCCCCACGUGAACUCAGAAAAGCUGAAACAGUGGAAACUAAAACGAAAAGCGGCUUGUCAAAAAUUGGUGGACAGAGAUUAGGCCCGGGUAGAUUGGUCACAAGAAAAAUGCUCCGCAAAAAUCUCCGAAAAAUAAAAAAACAGAAGAAGCAAGGUUAUAAGUGCACAACAGACUUCAAAGAUGAUAAUCUUAGUCAUGCACCUAAAGAUGACUGCUCAAGGGAAGAUUUUGAGAUUCACAAACAAAACACAUCAUACCAAGCUCCAAGUUCAGCCAAGGGAUCAGUUUCUAAGGGAAAAAAUGAGGGAAGUAGGAAGCAACAAGAAAUAGCCGACCAGGAAAGAAUAAAACAGCGAAGAACACAGCUUAAAAUAGCCAAUAAACUGGAAGACAAAAACAUAAAAAAAAUAGAAAAGCAGUUAAAACUGCACAAGCGGAAAUCUAAGGGUAUUCCAAAAUCUUUUACAGAUGAUGGGCUAGAUUUUCUUCUUGAAAUCUGUGACCCUGAAUCUAGGGGUAAGUUAGCCAAAGAAGACUUUGAUUUUGCAGAUAAUGAUGCAGGGUUUGAAGAAGAUUUAGCCUUGUAUAAGGCAAAAAGUGAAGGCAAGACAAAUAAAAAAGAUUCAUGUCAAAAUCUAAAGGUAAAAAAGCCGUCAUCAACGAAUAACGUUGCACCCAGGACGAAGACUACGCUACAAGAAGAUUCUUCUUACUUGGAUGAAUCUGGCACUAGUUGUGAAACGGACGAAGAAAUUGAAAAAUGGGACUCCAGCGAAAGCUGCAAUCAAUCAGAAAAUGAAGACUCCCAAGGAAGUUUAAAUACUAGUGCAAAGGUUUCAAAUGACAACGAAGAAGAGUACAAAGAAGAUAUAUACGGUCGCGUACGGGACAAAAAAGGGAAUUUGAUAAAAAUUCCAGCAGCAGAGGAACCGACCAGUAAAUAUAUCCCUCCAGGAAAGCGAUUGGCUACUACGAAUGAGUUUAAUGCAGACGCACACAAACUGAAACGCCAAAUGAAAGGCUUAUUUAAUCGGCUUGCCGAAAGUAAUUUACCAAGUAUCGUUUCUGCUGUAGAAAAACUAUAUCUCAACCAUUCCCGACAUAAUAUGCAGGAGGCGAUAAACGCCCUUAUUAUUGAGUCAUUGGUAUGUCAGACUCUCUCUCCCGAACGCCUUAUAAUGGAACAUUGCGUUUUGAUCGCAGCGCUACAUGCGAAUGUAGGAACUGAAGUUGGCGCCCAGUUCUUAGAACUUGUUGUACGAAGAUUCGAUGCAGCUUAUAAAACUAAUGUGGCUGAAACGAAAGAACUGGAUAAUUUGAUCUUAAUUGUGGCACACCUGUAUAAUUUUGGACUUGUAACCGCUUCUCUUCUAAAAGAUAUCCUUCACAUGCUUGCCGAAAGAUUCGAGGAAAAAGACAUCGAAAUAAUUUUAAUAAUUUUGAGAACGGUAGGGUUUGGAUUGAGAAAAGACGAUCCAGUAUCGCUGAAGGAAAUAAUUUUUACCUUACAAACAAAAGCUGGACAAUCAACGGAACAGCCAAUCAGAAUUCGUUUUAUGCUUGAAAUCUUGUUGGCCAUCCGCAAUAACAAUAUGACUAAAAUACCAAAUUUUGAUCUUAGUCACACGGAACACCUGCGCAAAAUAUUACGUUCGAUAACGAAGAAAGGAGAUGCAUUGUGCAAGCUGAAUAUAUCUUACGCUGAAUUGUUGGCCGCAACUAACCGAGGCAGGUGGUGGAUAGUGGGGUCAGCAUGGAUGGGCCAAGGACCCAACGCUACCGAUUCGCUUACUAAAUCGGAAGUACAAAAUUCAGACGAACCGCAAUACAGUGCAGAAUUGCUGGAAAUGGCACGCAAGCAGAGAAUGAAUACCGAAGUCCGACGUAGUAUAUUCUGUAUCCUUAUGACGGCAGAGGAUUUCCUUGAAGCUUUUGAUAGGCUAAUGCGUCUUGGCUUGAAAACUCAACAGGAACGAGAAAUUGUACACGUAGUCAUGGAUUGCUGCUUACAAGAAAAAAGCUUCAACCAAUACUAUGCUUAUUUGCUUCAGAAGUUAUGUCAUUUCCACCGACGUUUUCAAAUUGCCUCGCAGUUUGCUCUUUGGGACCACUUUCAAAAUCUUGCGUUACUGUCUGAAUUGCAAGUCACUCAUUUGUCGAAACUGGUGGUGCAUUUGACGGUGGAAGGUUCUCUUAGUCUUUCUGUACUUAAAGUAAUUCAGUUCUCGGAGAUGGAUCGGGUAUUGGUCCGCUUUCUGCGUCAGGUUUUGUUAGGUAUACUUUUGCAUCCGUCGGAGACUGCAGUAAAAUCAGCAUUUGGUUGUCUCGUUUCACCCAAACUCGGUCUCCUUAAAGAUGGAUUAAUUCUUUUCAUGCACCAUUUCCUUAUGAAAAAUAUGGAGAAAAUGAGUGUGUCCGAUGGUGACAAACUGAGAAGUCGCAUUCAGAUAGUGCAAGAAGCCUAUCUAUGAACUAAAUAAACGAAUUGUAAUACA
Molecule: messenger RNA, 2572 nt
Organism: Daphnia carinata
Lineage: Eukaryota; Metazoa; Arthropoda; Branchiopoda; Diplostraca; Daphniidae
Product: nucleolar MIF4G domain-containing protein 1-like
Exons: 5
Coding region: 74-2548 (824 amino acids)
Biological process (GO): ribosomal small subunit biogenesis
Cellular component (GO): nucleolus
Molecular function (GO): protein binding; RNA binding
Source: RefSeq, a predicted model, not a curated record